AUGAACACCGGUGUCACAGGAGGUCGAUUUGAUUUUGAUGACGGAGGAACUUAUUGUGGAGGGUGGGAAGACGGAAAAGCUCAUGGACAUGGAGUAUGCACUGGACCUAAAGGACAAGGAGAAUAUAGUGGAGCAUGGCAAUUCGGUUAUGAAGUGUCUGGUAUCUAUCUAUGGCCUGCUGGAAAUUGUUAUGAAGGGCAAUGGAUGAGUGGAAAACGGCAUGGACUUGGUGCGGAAAAAAAAGGCAGAUGGAUCUACAAAGGAGAAUGGACACAAGGUUUUAAAGGAAGAUAUGGAAUUCGUGUGUCGGAUAUUUCGGGUGCCAAAUAUGAGGGUACAUGGGCAAAUGGAUUACAAGAUGGAUAUGGUGUAGAAAGUUAUGCUGAUGGAGGAACAUAUCAUGGUCAAAUAACUCAAGGAUUACGACAUGGUUGGGGUAUACGACGUAGUGUUCCAUACGGUACCGCAUCUCGUUAUCGUUCAAAAGAUGUUCGUGAUUCACUGACAUCGUUACGCAGUGAAGAAGACGAUGAACGUACUCAACGAGAAAGAGAUAAACGUUUUGAUGAAAAUCGUGGUGGUUUUGUACUACGGGCUAAAUCGGAUUCAGCUGAUCGUUCAGCUCCAAAUCGUCGUGGUUCAUUGUCAAAUAGUACCGAACGCCGUAGUAGUCUAAGAAAAGUUUUAUUAUCUAAAUUACGCAAACAAAAAUCGACAAGUGAUAUUGAAGAAUUAUCGACAACAAAAAAAACUAGUUCAUUUCGUAGUACAGCUAGUACAACGAGUGGCGAUUCAAAACAUUCGGUUAAAACUGCUCCAAUAACAUCAACAAAUGACGAUGGUGAUCAUAGUUUUAUUUCACAAGAAGAUAUUUUAGACGUCAAUGUUAUCGAAACGUAUAUGGGAGAAUGGAAAGCAGAUAAACGGACAGGAUUCGGUAUAGCUGAAAGAUCGGACGGUUUAAAAUAUGAAGGUGAAUGGUUCAAUAAUAAAAAAAAUGGUUAUGGUGUAACAACGUUUCGUGAUGGCACAAAAGAAGAAGGAAAAUAUAAAAAUAAUAUACUAGUUACUGAUAAACGAAAACCAAAUAAAUUAUUUUUAUUACGAUCAUCGAAGCUUCGAGAUAAAAUUGAUCAAGCGACUAAUAGUGCAGUAAAAGCAGCACAAAAUGCUCAGCAAAAAGCAGAAAUCGCCAUGUCAAGAGCUAAUAACGCUAGAGCAAAAGCACAUUCGGCCGAAAUAUAUGCAAAGCAAGCUCGAGCCGAUAGUGAUAUUGCAAGAGUAUGUGCAAAAAAUGUAGCACCAGAUUUUCGUCAACCAGGUGAAGAAAAAAGGCCAGCCUAUAUUCCACUUGAAAUUGAUCGUAAUCCAGAAGCUGGAAAAUUUCAGAUGGUUGGGAAUCAUAUAGGCGGUGGAAUCAAUGGUGCAAUCAUUAAUGAAUCAUUAUUGCCUCCAAAUCGUCUCUCACCUCAAACAUAUGUUGAUCAUCGUUAUCAAAAUAUGCUCAAUAAUCCACAUGGAACGCCCUCACUUGGUCCGGGUAUUAUUUUAAGAGAAUCAGAGUCAAUGUAUCAAACACAUCCAAUAAUUCCCACGGGACCAUAUCAAUCAUCAAUGUUGCAGAAUAAUCCACUCCAACAUCAACAAGACUAUUACAAAGAUUCACAUUUAACAGGCAUUAAAAUGUCUCCUACAAUGUAUAGUGAUCACUCAGAACAACAGUCAGGUUCUUCCGUACCAAAACGUUAUUCUGCAUUACAAUCGUCAUUGAUCGAUCAGAAUUCUACGCCAGGUAAUUUAAGUUUUGAAGAUGAUCAUGCAUCUCAAAUAACUACAAAUCCAUCGUUAAAUUUUGGUUCUGCUCGAACACUUCCUAAUUACUCGGACACUGGUGGUCCGAGUGUAUUUAACAAAGUAGAACAAAAACGUCUAACAUUAAAACGAAGUACGCGAGUUGAAGCUAGCACAGAAGAUAUGCUCAAUCCAAAUUCAUCAUCUAAUAAUGAUUUUCGAUCUCGAGGUCAAACACCACCAAUAUCAUCAUCGUCUGUUUAUAAUCCAAAUCCGCAGCAACUCUAUCGUCAACCAUAUCCACAACAACGUUAUCAACAACAACAACAACAACAACAACAACAACCACAAAUGAUGAUGAAUUCACCAUCUUUCCCAAUAACACCGUCUGCCACCGCCUAUUUACCUGGAGGAGGAGCGAAUUUACGUGGUAUUCAUUCAAAACAUCACGGAAAUCGUUUAUAUCAUGGUGCUAUUGAUUCUCAAAACUCUAGUUUUCACGAUAGCGGUACAAGUAGUGGUGGUGCAAGUUUUGAUCCCGAAUUGGCCAUGCAUUUUAACAAAACGGGCAUGCCAAUAAUAUCAGAUAUGAACACGAAUUCUUCUUCGAUUGGUGCUACACACUACGUUAAUAAUAACCAUACUAAUGAUCCGAACCAACCAUUAUCUCGUCAAUCUUCUCCAAUACCGGGAACAUCGACGGUUCCUCGUAGAAAAUCGUUACCGAGUAUUGUAAAAAAUCCUGGCUAUAAAGAUAAUGAAACAGCACGAAGCAGUGACAAUUUAAAAAAUAAGGAAACGUUUAUUAUAGAAAACGGUAUUCGAAAACGUGUUACCGAACAACCGCAAAAACUAACGGAUAGCGGCAAUCCUGUACCUAUGAGCAAUGCGCUAACGAGUAGUGGAUCACCGUCUUUACCGAGGAAAGUUAUCCUCGAAAGUAUUACAAAUAUUAAUCAGACAUCCGCAAAUAAACGAGUUAGCAUGCCCACAUUAGUCGGUGAAUUUUCGAGGAAGAAACCCGGUAUGACAAGAGAAGAAGUUUCCAUACUUAGUUCACAGCGACGUGAAGAAAUACGUCGCCAACGUGAAAGAACUGCAAGCAAUAUUGGCCGUCUUAAAGCUAUGUUACAGACUGAUUGUGUGUCCGAUUCUAUGCAUGCUUUCUAUACUCCUACACAAGAAAUAUCCAUUCAGACAGAUUUUGGUGAAUCUUAUAUAGAUAGCAUUCAGAAUUAUUUUUAUCGAAAUCGUGUAAUAUUAGCAAUUUUAUUUUUAAAUUUAUCAUUAGCAUUAUGGUUUAUACAAUUAUUACGAUAA
Molecule: messenger RNA, 3111 nt
Organism: Didymodactylos carnosus
Lineage: Eukaryota; Metazoa; Rotifera; Eurotatoria; Philodinida; Philodinidae
Source: the annotation of a GenBank genome assembly